Messenger RNA from Sparassis crispa, 549 nucleotides. RefSeq lists its product as hypothetical. The record is from RefSeq and is a predicted model, not a curated record. The transcript is spliced from 4 exons. NCBI's taxonomy places the organism in Eukaryota, Fungi, Basidiomycota, Agaricomycetes, Polyporales, Sparassidaceae. Gene Ontology annotation, molecular function: oxidoreductase activity, acting on NAD(P)H. Bases 1 to 549 code for a protein of 182 amino acids.
AUGAUGAUCUUUGGAGGUACUACUUUAGUUGGUCAGAUCGUGAUUCAGUUGGCCAAGCUCUCUGGCUUCUCUCCCGUCAUAGUCACUGCAUCUCUUCGCAAUGCGAAGUUCCUGAUAUCCUAUGGCGCGACGCACGUCCUAGAUCGCAGGCUGUCUGCCUCAGAACUCCGAUCCGCCGUUACCGACAUAACAUCAUUACCUGUCAAGACAGUAUAUGAUGCGGUUGGUUUGCGCGAUACACAGAACGCCGCGUACGAUAUCCUCGCACCUAGUGGAACUCUCGUAGUCGUCCUCGAGGAUGCAGUGGAUCCUUCGAAGAAGACUCCGGAGAAGAAGAUCGUGCGCGCAGAAGGAGACACUUACGUUGAGAACCGUAGGACGAGCGCAAGCCUAAUCGGGCAGCUGACGUCUUUGCUGGAACGAGGUUUGAUCAAGCCGAAUCGUGUUGAGGUACUGUCUAAUGGGUUGGCGGGGAUUCCUGAAGGGUUAGAGAGGCUCAGGAACAAUGAGAGAUCCCAUUUGCAUUGGCCACACGGAGAAGUAGUGUGA